Didymosphaeria variabile is the source of this 558-nucleotide messenger RNA. RefSeq lists its product as uncharacterized. The transcript is spliced from 3 exons. NCBI's taxonomy places the organism in Eukaryota, Fungi, Ascomycota, Dothideomycetes, Pleosporales, Didymosphaeriaceae. Gene Ontology annotation, molecular function: protein binding. The record is from RefSeq and is a predicted model, not a curated record. Bases 1 to 558 code for a protein of 185 amino acids.
AUGGCUGAUGACCAGGGCGCUUCCCCUCGUGAGCUUAUCCUCGAAGCGUGCCGCCGCGAUAACACUUCUCUACUCGAUGAGGCCAUAACCGACCUAGCCAAGGAAGCGAAGAAGGUCGGAAGGAAGGAGAAGGACCAUGUUGCGGAGACGAUAAACAAGGCCGCUGACGGAGUGGGUAACGGACCUCUACACGUCGCAGCAACAUACGGAAGCUACGACGUUCUAGACGUCCUCCUGGACCAAGAAGGCGUCGAAAUCGACAACAUCGACCGCAUGGAACACGACACGCCCCUCCACAAAGCCGUCCGCUAUGUCAACUCGCUCGACAAGUCCGACUGGGAGUCCGCAGGCCACCCCAUUGUCGACAUCCUCCUCGACGCCGGCUGCGACCCCAGGAUACGGAACAAGGCCAAAUUGAAGCCGUUCGAGCUGGUAGAUCCCAGGAAUACGGUGCUGAGGGCGGAGUUGCAGAAGGCGGAGUAUGCGCUCAACGCGGGAGGUGAUGUGGUUGCGGACGAUGACGAUGGUCCAACAGGGAGCGCGAGUGAUAGCGACUAA